Messenger RNA from Menidia menidia (Atlantic silverside), 1286 nucleotides. NCBI's taxonomy places the organism in Eukaryota, Metazoa, Chordata, Actinopteri, Atheriniformes, Atherinopsidae. The record is from the annotation of a GenBank genome assembly.
AACGUCACUGACACAGUUCUGCCACGAAUGCACAGCGGCAAGAUGUGGAGGUCUAGGAGCUUCACGCUGUGCUUCUUUGUGUGCUCGCAGAUUAGUUUGCUGGCUCUUUUGGCCAGAGCUGCGGAGGACAAGGACGAGGUGAAGAUCGAAGUCGUGUUCGUGCCAGAGGUCUGCACCCCGAAGAGCAAGAAGGGAGAUCUGAUCAACGCCCAUUAUGAUGGCUAUCUGGCCAAGGAUGGCUCCAAGUUCUACUGCAGUCGAACAGAGAAGGAGGGCCACCCCCAGUGGCUGGUGGUGGGUGUCGGACAGGUCAUCAAGGGCCUUGACAUUGGGAUGAUGGACAUGUGUGCUGGAGAGAGGCGGAAAGUUACGAUUCCACCGGCCCUGGCGUUUGGUGAAAAAGGCAAAGGUCCGGUGCCCCCGAAUGCCACGGUGGUCUUCGAGGUGGAGGUGCUCUCCGUGUCCACGGGGCCUCGCACCAUGGAGGCCUUCGGGCGGAUGGACCUGGAUAAGGACCGAAGUCUCACCAAGCCCGAGGUUAAAGAAUACUUGAAACUGGAGUAUGAAAAAGGAGGGAAGCCCCGCGACGACCCCUUCUACGAGAAGAUGAUCGACGACAUUUUCCGCAAGAACGACCACGACAGAGACGGGCAGAUCAGUCCAAAGGAGUACAACAUCUUUCAACAUGAUGAACUUUAACCUCGCGGGAAGCUAAAGCUGUUUCUCGGUAGUUUACCUAGUUUCACAUAAAGGUAAAAUAAAAAGAAAGAAUGAAACCAGAGGGAAUUUUCCCAACACAGAGACUCUUCUGCUGUCGGCUAUUUGUUGUUGUGUGAUUUUAAUAAGUCAGACCACUUCUUGUUCACAUGUCUUACCACUUCUUUAUUUAGUUCUGUUCUCCAGAUGAUCACUCCAUCCAAGUCUGGAAUUUGUUUUCGAUCUGUGGAAGCUACCAAAUGAGUAAUCCCCCUCUGCUUUGGUCAUUGUUACUGGUUCAUUUCUUUGUAAAUGCUUCGUUUUACUGGUGCAAAGGGAAUUCUGUUGUGUGUAUCUGUGGGUGAACAUUAGAAGAACUUUAGUUUAGUUUGUGUUUUUCUUUCAUUGUUUCGUUUUAGAGGACACAAUGUGUUGGAAUCUGUGGCUGCCAAACUGGAACUUUGCUGUCUGAAUGUGGGAAAGCGGUUUGGAAUAAGCAUAAACACCAAAGUCAGCCUUUCCUACUUUCUCCUUAAUUCUUCUGCCCCGUAGCAGUCAUCGUCAUUUUAAAAACACAUCUAAAGAUUGUA